Saitoella complicata NRRL Y-17804 is the source of this 702-nucleotide messenger RNA. RefSeq names its product DNA glycosylase. The annotation marks the transcript as partial. The record is from RefSeq and is a predicted model, not a curated record. NCBI's taxonomy places the organism in Eukaryota, Fungi, Ascomycota, Saitoellomycetes, Saitoellales, Saitoellaceae. The transcript has a single exon. Gene Ontology annotation, biological process: base-excision repair. Gene Ontology annotation, molecular function: catalytic activity.
ACAUCACCCUUCCCAGACUACCCCUACCCAACACCAGAACAAUGCCACCACAUCGAGAAAGCGCUCGCGAAAUGGCAUAGUUACACCCCACGCCGACGAGCGGGGACACCGAGCGUACAAGGCGAGAGCGUUGCUGCGAACUGUGGUGCGGUACCGACUGUACUCGACGCACUCGUCCGGACGCUUUUGAGCCAGAACACGAGUAACCGGAAUUCAAGCGCGGCUGCGAGGGGGCUAUAUGCCCGCUUCGGACGGAAUCAGUGGGAUAAGAUCGCGGAGGCGGAGGUUAGUGAGGUGAGUGAUUCAAUCCGGAUGGGUGGGUUGGCGAAUAUCAAGGGGAAACGGAUCAAGGCCGUCCUGGAAGAAGUCAAACGUCGACACGGGACCCACAGUCUCGAACACCUCCGCUCCCCUGACAUCACCAACGAACAAGCCAUGCACGAACUGGUCUCCCUCCCCGGUAUCGGUCCCAAAACGGCCUCGUGUGUUCUUUUGUUUUGUCUUGCGCGUGAGUCGUUUGCGGUCGAUACACAUGUUUUUCGGCUUACGAAGAAGUUGGGGUGGGUUCCAUCUAAAUCAACGAGGGAACAGGCGUUUGAGCAUUUGGAUAAGAGGGUGCCGGAGGAGUGUAAGUUUGGGUUGCAUGUUUUGUUGAUUCGGCAUGGGAGGGAGUGUGGGAAUUGUAAGGCGGAGGGGAGGGGA